AUGCAUAGGAUAAUAAUGGGGCAGCUCUGUGGUAGCUCCAUCCGGGGCAGUUGGGAUGGUUUCUGGGACCGUUGUUCUCGGUUCUUUCCGUGUCUCGCCGAUCCUGCUCGGAGAUCUGCUUUAGGUUUGAAAGUGGCCUUGGUUUUGCUGCACUUGAUCUUCGUGGGUGUUCUGUUUAUUUUUGAUGAAGAUUUGGUUGGACAAACCAAACGACAUCCUUGGUAUACGGCUAUUUAUUUUUUAUUGCUCGUGGCUACAUUAGCUCAAUAUUUCUUGACUUCCUGUACUUCACCUGGAUAUGUUUUGGAUGCAAUGAGGGCUGUCAGUGAAACCGAUGCUUUAGUAAGGCGCACAUCAGUGACUUCGAAACAACCUGCUUCAAGCAAAAAUGGUAAUGUAGUCAUUACAGUGGAUCGGGACCAUCUGGAAAGAAAUCUUCUAUUGCCACAUGCAAAUACCUGGACAAAGCUAGUGAUGGAUAUGUACCCUCCAGGAUCCUCCGUUAGAACCUGGACAUGCUCCUACUGCAAUGUUGUGCAGCCCCCACGAGCAAAGCAUUGCCAUGAUUGUGACAGAUGUGUACUUCAGUUUGAUCAUCAUUGUGUUUGGCUUGGGACAUGCAUAGGACAGGGUAACCACUGUCGGUUUUGGUGGUACAUUCUUGAGGAAACUGCUCUGUGCCUUUGGACUGGUAUCCUUUAUAUUUCAUACCUCAAGGUCCAUAUAUCGAAGGCUUGGUGGGUUGAUGUGAUAAUGAUCUUGCUGUUAGUAACUUUAUUCAUUUCGCUCGCCUUCCUGGUUCUCCUCCUUUUAUUUCACACCUACUUAAUUUUAACCAACCAAACGACCUAUGAACUUGUAAGGCGAAGGCGCAUUCCUUAUCUCAGGGGAAUCCCUGAAAGAGUUUAUCCUUUCAGUAGAGGAGUAUGCAGAAAUCUGUACCAAUUCUGCUGUGCCUCGGGCACUCAACACAAGAUGGAACGCUUGCCCACAGCUCAAGAACUUGAGGAGAAGUCAAGACCAUAUACCUGUUUGGAUGUUCUGUCUUGUCGAUGUUGUUGCUAG
Messenger RNA from Oldenlandia corymbosa var. corymbosa, 1065 nucleotides. NCBI's taxonomy places the organism in Eukaryota, Viridiplantae, Streptophyta, Magnoliopsida, Gentianales, Rubiaceae. The record is from the annotation of a GenBank genome assembly.